GCCAAGUAUGUCAGUAUGACUUCCGCCUAAAUUUUAUAUUAAUAUAUGCUGACGGACAUUAUGCUUUUAAUCUUUAGUCAAAAUUAAUAUGUUCCACAUUGACAUGCACAGACUGUUUAAUAACCAGAAGAGCAAUAAGGUCGUCAUUUCUGUUGAAACAUGGCAAAUCAAUAUUCAAUGGAUCUAUGAUAUUGCAAUAACGGUACAUACUAACAAUGACGCACAUUUCUCAAGUUGAAAAUCAGAGAUACAGAAACUGGGUAAAAUCCGGCCUUGGUUUGAAAUACUUAAAGAAAGGACUUGAAAAAUUUGCAGAAGAAGUUGUUAAGGAACAACACACAAACAUACUGUACAAUAUUAAACAGUUUAAACAACUGCCAUUAGUAGACUGUGACAAGUGCAAUACCACAACUAUUGAACCAGAUCAUGUCAGAACCAAAUCAAAUCACUGUCCAUUAGGAUGCAAUGACUGCAACUGUAAACAUCCAAGGGGUAAAACUCCAUGUCCACAGUAUGUAUGCGGAGCUAUCUACGACCAAAUUAUAACUUUCCAUGGCUCUACACCACCCUGUCCUUACUGGAGGAACACAAAUUCUAGUUUGUGGUGUACCAACCCAUGGGAGAUGGCAAAAUGCUUCAUCAAUUCACCAGGCUACGAGAAUUGCACAUCGGCAGUGGACACUGACUGUGCCGGGUUAUUGCAUCUUAUAAUUAACAAUAAAGCGUUCCAUUCGCAUCUGGAUUGUAGCAUAUCUAACUCAGAUAUAUUUUCCAUGGCAAGACAGAACAGGAAUGAGAUAUUGCAUUCACCUAAGAUGGAACUGGAAAACGAAGAUGUUGAGAGACAUAUUGAUAAUAUGAUCGCAGUUUUACAAGAUCCGAAGGAGCUUGUUGCAAGACCGGAGGCGAUUGAAGCCGUCGAAAAUCUUACAAAGCUAAAAACGGCAGAAUUUGUUAUUACCUCCCAGAACGAAACAGAAAUUCUUCAAGAACGAGAGUUAAUACAAAAGCUGGAAGAUGUCAAAACUGUUUUAGCGGAUGCCAUUAAACAUAAUGUACUUGCAUUAUCUGCUGUGAAAGGUGAACAAGCCAACGGACAAACUACAGAAACCCGAAAAAUAACUGAUUUUUCCACCAACAAGAAAGAAUUUCAGAAACGGCUUAUCAGUCUUUACAUGGACAACGGAUUCGUGAAGGUAUCUGCGACACCUUUACAGCCAGAACGAGACAAUAUUAACAUUAACGACGUGUACGUAGAACCAUGGAUGACAAAACAGAGACAAAUAAAUGCAAGAACAAAAGGACAGAUCGGCAAACAUGGAAGAACAGGGCAGGGUGGAAAAGAUGGAGUUUCAGAACAUUUCAUUACUGAUAAUAUUUCCUCCUUCAAAGAAUUAUUUAGUAUUGAUGAUCAAAGAAUGAGGCUGAUUUAUGUACUUGGAGAGGCAGGAACUGGCAAAAGCUCAUUCUGCAAGCAUAUGGUAUACACAUGGUGCCAAGCACAUUCCAAACCAAGCAGUCAGUUAUCUGAUAACGAAAAAGAGAUGAAAAAGUUCGAGUUUUUAUUCCUCAUAUCACUUCGUCACCACAGAUGCGAUAUGGACAUAAAGUCGAUGCUGUACACUCAAUACGAUGAUUCCAUGUUAAAUGAUAUUUUGAAAUAUGAGUCUAGUAAAUGUAUUGUUUUAUUAGAUGGUUUAGACGAAUGGCCUUUGCCUCCCGCGUCUCCGCACCAAGGAUGUCAAGCUCAAACAAUGGGAUUACCUCGUAGAGAUCUAUCUAAACAAUAUACGGUUAUAACUACGUCAAGGUCAUCAAAAUAUGAACUACUAAACAUACGUGACUCUGAACAUGAUCUAGUUGUACAACUACGGGGGAUUGACGAUUAUUCUGCAGAGCGUAUGUCAGCUCUUUUGAUAAGCAACUUGAAUGAGACACAGCAAGUCAAAAGGAAUGAGAUUGAGUUUUUCCAGUUGUUACACUCGAAUGUUACGUUAAAAGAGUUUAUUAACGUUCCUGUAAUGCUCCAACAGUUACUUUGUUUAUGGUUUGAUGGCAAAGAUCUGAACUCUAGCCGUUGUGAAAUUUAUUCUAGUAUGCUUGAGUUUUUGUUUGAGCGAGAAUGGCAACGAAAUCCUAGUGAUGGAUACAUGAGAUAUACAAAUGAAAUAUGUGAAGCCGAUAGUUAUACACUGCCACAAAACUUUGAAAAUAAAGCUAGAUGUCAAGAACUCAAGCACUGUAUAUACCUAGCUGGCAAAAUUGCUUAUACAACAUUGUUUUCUGAAUGUAAAGAAUCGCGUCUUUCUUUUGACAAAUCCGUAUUGACAGAUAUUGAGCAUGUUGACGAUGUAGUUAAAUCUUGUUUGAGUGUUGGAAUUCUUACCGAAGAAAGGUGCGUCAGUUUAAGUUUGAGUAAACCAUCGAGAACUUCUCUCUCCUUUAUUCACAAGUGCGUACAAGAGUUUUUAGCAUCUGUAUAUAUUACAAUGCGAUGUGGAAAUGAAAAUGUCUCUUCCAAAUCAGUAAAACAGUUCCGUGAAGAUCAGAAAGGAAAAGAUGAGAUUAAUCAUUCGGAAUGCAUUUUGAAUUAUUUUCAGGGAUGUAAAACUUUGGGAGAUGUCUUAGAACUGUCUAAUGUGAUGAUCUUACUUUCUGGACUAGUGCAGUCAGGAUGCAUGCAAAUUACUAAGUAUAUACUAGACGUAACAAACGGAAACAACAUGGUCGUCGGAUAUAGAUUGACAACACAAGAAUACCACAAAUGUAGAAUCGUAAAGGAAAUUCAAAACAUUGUCUCCGCUUGUGUCAAGGAAUCUGGAUUACAAGAAACUCACAUCUCGGACUUAACUAACAGAAGUCAUGUAACCACUUCUUUAGGUGAUUCUGAUUCACAUCGAAAGCAGAGUGAUAAUGAAGACAAAAGGUUUCUUUUAGGAGAUUUGAUAAUCAUAAAUGCCAGUGAUUUGAAACUGUUACAGAACAUAAAGACUGAUAAAGUUAUUUCGCUGUUCUACGCUACCAACAGAACUGAUCUAUCUAUGUGUGUUGGUUUUAAAGUACAAAAACUAUAUAUCUUGCUUGCUGAAAUACCUGAACAAGAUGUCAAGACACUGUGCACUAUAACGAAAGAAAGCAGUUCAAGUCUAAAGAGUAUAUCCGUAGAAAAGGCUUAUUAUACACCUGAUGAGCCAUUAUAUGUAACAUUAUAUGAUACAUUGAUCGACUGUCUUAAUAGGAUGAAACAGUUGGUGGCCAUACAGGUGGAAGGUUUCAAACUUUCACAUCAACAUUGCAACACAUUUGCAAAAUUUCUGAAGAAAAGCAAAUAUCUCCAUGAAAUUUUUGUCCAACAUAUUCACUGUGAAAAUGGCUAUUGUAAAACCCACAAAAUAAGUCUGCCAAAACACGAAAAUCUGAAGAAACUGUCCCUUAAUAACAGUAACAUUACAAUAGACAGUUUUAAUACGAACAGUCUUGAAAUGUGCGAUAUUGGCGGGAUAGAUAAGGAUUUCCCUGUCUGUUUAAAGAGUGCCCAGCUGUUAGAACAAUUCAAGUUUUCGUCAAUUAGCUCAGAUGAUAGUAGUAUUACUUUCCCAUCGAUGCAGGAGAAUCUAAAACAUGUCAUCCUAGAAAGUAUAAUGAUGAAAACAGAAGCUUGGAGUGAAUUUGCAAAUAGUCUCGGACAACUCAACAGUUUAGAAACGCUACAGUUAGAUUAUUCCAAUAUACCUCCAGAGGCUUUGGAAAGAGUUUUUGAACACCUCAGACACUACUCAAGUCUCAGACAUCUGUAUCUGGGGGGAGUCGAGUUAACACGCUCUCACUGUUUCACAUUUAUGUUGCGGAUGGAUCAUUUAGAAAACAUCAAUUUGUCUUGUAUUAUCAUGAGCCAGGAGGCGUGGGCGAACUUGGUGGACUGUCUGCUGAAGGUGUCCUAUCGUUUGGCGGUACAUACAUUUAGACUGAAAAUUGAAGCAGAGGAUAGGCUAACUUUUCGGCAGUGUAUUAAAGGGCGGAGAGAUGCAUUCCGAGUGAAAUAUGAAAAAGAUGAUUCCUUUGACUUCGAAAAAGUGUAACAGUCGACAUAAACUUUCUGAAACAAAAUUCUGGACAAAAUAAGGUGUUACAACUCACACAUACAAAUAACGUUAAAUAUUUAUGAAUACAUUGUAGUUUACGAAUUGUUUCAUCUUAUUACAAUAGACAAUGCUACUUACAUUACUAUGAGUCAUAUAACAAGUUGUAUUAUUUACUUGGGUACAAUAAGAUCCACAGUGACUUUUCGUUAUUGGCAUUUUUUUUUUGAAGAUUGGCUGAAUGGAUGGGAAAGUCCGCAACCGUGUAAUAAAAGAAUUUGCGGCUAUUGUUAAGAGUAUACAAAUGUAGUAGGAUUCAAAGUGACUUUGCCCUAUAAAGUUUAUAUAGUCCAGGUUACAGAGCCGCAAAAGUCGUCAAGAAAAUGGUUAUCUUACAAAAACUGUUGUUACAAACAUUUAGACACUUCGUCCAAUUGUAUAAAAAUAUCAAUUGCGAGAAUAGAUUUUUUCACGAUAUUUAUCAAAACGACGCAAAAUGAAUUUAGGUGAGAGUUUAUCCGCUUUUGUUAAAAAAACACACACUUUGUUUUAAGUGCUAAACAAAAUAAACCAAAUGAUUCCAUGUA
This is a messenger RNA of Mercenaria mercenaria, 4666 nucleotides long. RefSeq lists its product as uncharacterized. The record is from RefSeq and is a predicted model, not a curated record. Lineage: Eukaryota; Metazoa; Mollusca; Bivalvia; Venerida; Veneridae. The transcript is spliced from 5 exons. The coding region runs from base 216 to 4079 and encodes 1287 amino acids.